This is a messenger RNA of Cornus florida, 639 nucleotides long. RefSeq lists its product as uncharacterized. NCBI's taxonomy places the organism in Eukaryota, Viridiplantae, Streptophyta, Magnoliopsida, Cornales, Cornaceae. The record is from RefSeq and is a predicted model, not a curated record. The transcript has 2 exons. The coding region runs from base 1 to 639 and encodes 212 amino acids.
AUGGUAACUGGAAAAGAAACAUCGUUGCAGGGAUCCAGUCAAAGAGAAGGGUCGGGUGAACACCUAAACGUCCCGAAUGACCAGGAACGGCUUGUAGCGUUAGAACUACAGGUCCAAACUCUAAAUCAGGGAUCGGCAAGAGUUUGGUUCAAUAAGCUGAAGCCAGGAACCAUCAAUACAUUCGAAGAACUGAGUAAGCUAUUUGUGAGCCACUUCAUUGCAAGUCAGAGGCAUAGGAGGCCGGCCACUUACCUACUUACUGUGAAGCAACAGAAGGGCGAAUCGAUCCGGGAAUACAUCACCCGAUUCAACACAGAAAUGUUGCAGGCAGAAGAGAUGGACGACAAGGUGGCUUUGAUCGCUUUCAUAGGAGGACUUCAAACCUCUAGAUUCUCAUUCGCCUUAUCCAAAGAACCUCCCACCAACAUGGUAGAGUUGUUGAUUAGAGCGCAGAAACACAUGAACGCUGAAGACGCCAUGAAUGCACGGAAGGGGAAUGAAGGAAAGGACAAGAAGAGGUCAGGCCCUCUCACCGGAGAUGAAAAUGAUACCAGCUAUAAGAGAUCAUUUUUUAGCCAAAGCGUAAGAACAUAUAGUGAGGAGGACUCGGGGGCCAACAACACAUUUUUCCCUCAUUAA